AUUCCUGUACUUCAUAGGAAUCUUCAUGGCUGCCCUGCUGACCCAUGAAUGUGUUGUGGAAACACUAGAUUUACGGAACUUAAAAUAUUCAACAGCCUCAACAGUAACCUCAGCACAGACAGUUAUUGGAAUGUCAAUGGCAAUAAAUCAGAUUUUUGACAUCAGUCUUACUGACCGUAAUAGCAAGACUUACAAAGAUUUAUCUGGACAAAUUGAGUCAGCAAUUGACACAAGCUAUUCUAAUAAGCUAACUGGCUACAAGGUUGGUUCUGCAAAAGUCACUGGCUUCAGACCUGGGAGUGUUAUAGCAGACUACACUAUAAGUGCAACAUCCAACAGCCUUGAUUUUGGAGCAGCAAACACACAGGUUUCUGACUCUCUGAGAACACAAGGAAUAAUUUUAGCUGAAGAUGCCUUUGCUCAAAGUGAUCAAACAGUCUUCACAACAGAUCAGUUAUAUCCUCUGCAAAAGGUGGACCUGAACUGUAUACAGCCAGACUUUGCAAAGGGACAAAUAAAAUGGACAGUGGAUAACAAAGAUCCUGCACUAGACAACAUAAGAUAUUUACUUUCAAAUGACAACAGAACUCUCACUGUAAAAAACGCUAGUGAAAGUGACAGUGGUGAGUGACGAGAUUUAUUUUUGUAUUGUCUAUGAUAUUUUACUAGUGCCUGAUAGCUCCUGUCCUGUU
Molecule: messenger RNA, 692 nt
Organism: Sinocyclocheilus rhinocerous
Lineage: Eukaryota; Metazoa; Chordata; Actinopteri; Cypriniformes; Cyprinidae
Exons: 6
Coding region: 26-631 (201 amino acids)
Source: RefSeq, a predicted model, not a curated record